UAUAAUAUUCAUUAUUUAUAUAAUUUAGGUGAUCCGUGCUUGAGUUUUGAAGCUUUGAGAGAUGGACUUGGGGAGAACAGAGAAAAGUUUCCUUUAACAUCUUACCUUUUGGGGGGCACUCAGUCAGAGGCAGGACACUUCAACUACAUUAUGUUAAUGAAAAUGUCUAAUAUGCACAAGACACAGAAAGAAGAGAAAGAUGAUGAGGAAGAAAGUGAAGAAGAAGAGGAGGAUGAUGAUGAUGAUGAUAAUGUUGAAACUGGUAGUUCCAAGACACCCAAACUUCAUCAAACUUUAAUAAAGCACAACGGAUGUGUUAAUAGAAUAAAGGUAUUCUCUUUUUAAAAAAAAAAUUUAACUUUUAAUUCAGAACUUAAGAGGUUAGUUUAUUAAACCAGAAUCAUAAAAGGUUAGGAAAUAAAACAAUUAAAAAGAUGUGUGUAGCAAACUAAGAAGCUGUUGCAUUUUUAUUUUUCUGAUCAAACCAUAACAUAUUUUAGUUUAAAGCUAAGUUGUUUUUUUUAUAAAACAUUCCUAACUCACAGCUACAGAUCUACACUGAGCAGUGAGAAAUGGUUAAUGGACAAAAAAAAAUGGAGCAACUGUUUUGUAUAGCUUUAUCAAUUCUGUGUGGCCAAUAAUUUGCUUUACCCUUUAUUCAAACCACAAUUAAAGGCCUUUUCAUAUUUAAUAUCAAGUUACUUAUUUAUAUAUUAUUAUUAUGGCAUCAUUCCGUCUACGUGAGACGAUGGAGUAGCUAUAUAGUUCUACACUUUGACGAGUGGCUCACUAGGCCAAUCCUUGAAUGGCAAUCACGGCGCAUCUCUCGCAGGAGAAUGUUGAAACCCUGUAAAUUCUUGAUUUUCUAAUUGUUCUUUUUGAUUCAAGGGCCUCUUUUCGAGUAUCUUCUGCCUUUUUCACUCCCUCCAAAAACUGCUGUACGCCAGUUGGAGCGAUGUUCGGAAAUGAACUCUCAUUCGUUUGUUUCAAUAUUGGCUUCCCUCAUGCUUCGUUUGCAAACGUCAAUAAAUCUCAGGCGCAGUCGUCCAAUAUGUCUUGUACCCUCUGCCAACUCUCCAUACAGCAGAAUCUUUAUAUUUAUAUAUGACAUUCAUUAUUAAAUGUUACUGGUGCUAACUUGUCUUUUUUUUUCUUCUGUUGUUAUCUGUUAUUAAAACCUUGAAGAAAACUACUGUGGUCUAUUUAUAAUAAAUUCGUAUUUUCACCAUAAUAAUAGUUAACUGAAGUUUUGUUUUUCUUCUCAAAAUGAUUAAAUGAUUUUUUUAACACUAAAAAAUCCUUUUUGUUUCAGUCAACAAAGAUAAACGAUCACAUCCUAUCUGCCUCGUGGUCUGAGCAAGGUGUUGUCUAUAUCUAUGAUGUUACUUCUCAUUUGAGCAUUCUGGAUACUCCUGACAGAAUACCUGAAUUUGAAACAACCAAUAUGCAGACAGCCUCACUAUUUGCAUUUGAUGGUCACAGAAUUGAGGGCUAUGCUCUGGCAUGGUCAAAAUAUGAAUUAGGUAACUCUUUUUUAAGAUGUCAUCAACAAUACAGCAACACCGCCACAUAGAAACAAGGCAAUUUAAUAUGCUUUAAGUAAAUAUUUCAAAUUCUGCAAUGCUAGAAUAAUGUCCGACUGUUCCGUUAUCCAAAGUGCUGAAGAUGUAUUGGUUAGAAUGAUUGUACUAAUAGGAACUUAAAACACUUUUUUCACUUACCCCACUAUCUAAACUAUAUGUUUUGCUUCUAAAGACCUUUCACUUGUUGAAUAUGAUGAUAAUAAUAAAUAUUCACUUAAAACUGGCUUUUAUUCAUAAUAAACACUUAAGUGAUAAUGAACAUCAUAAUAAUAAUAAACAUUUCUGGCAUGUUAUUUUCUUAUUUUUGGUUAAUCAGGAAGGCUUUUGUCUGGUGACUGUAACAAAAAUAUCUACAUGUGGCAACCAACUGAGAGUUCUUGGAAAGUUGAUUCACGCCCAUUUGAAGGUCACACAGCAUCAGUGGAAGACAUUAAAUGGUCCCCCAAAGAGAGUAAUGUAGGAGUCACAUACUUCUCUUGAUACAUUUAUAUUUCACCUCGCCAAAAGUGGUCCAUUAUUAACUUGUCUUUUUAAGAGGUUACCUAAAUUCGCCCACCUUAGUUCAAAAUAGCUUACCUAGCUUUGAAUCUCUAUUAGAAACAAAGCUAACACUCAGUAAGUGUCUGUUUUCAGAACAGCAUGCUUUAAAUACUUCCCCAUUUAGAGGUGUUAUAAUAAAGGGGAUGGACUGCAAUAAAGAUUUGAAGUAAAUUAAUGAGACACAAACAAUUUGUGUAAAUAAAACUAUCUAUGUUGUUAAGCUUUAAUGGUGAUUAGAAAAAAAAUUAAAACAUUUCGGGUUAUGCCUUCAUGGGUACGACAAAAAACAUGUAUAUAAAUAUAAUUAUAUAUUAAAUUUACAAAAUAAAAAUAUAUCCCAUGUCUACCUAAAAGUUUGCCCAUUCCUAUUCUUUUCCUUCAAGUCCCUAACAAUAACAAAGAUUAGAAGAACAGUGUAAUUGUAAUGCAAGUGCAAUAAACAUGUAUUAUUUUGCUCUUUAAUCUGUCCAUAAUCUAUCUGCAUUGUAAUCUGUAUUACAGCCAAGUAGAGUAAGAGAGUUGCAAUGCGCCCAACAUAUUUCAUGUUUGUUUUAUUAUUAUUAUUAGUUUAGCAGUAUCCACUUCAGUAAUGGCUAAUAAUAUUGGCUGAAAGCUUUUGAUAUAAAGUUACAUAAAUUAAUGUAAAUGGUUUUUGGUGACAUAAUUUGGACUUAAAAUGGUAAUUAAAGUAGUUAUUGACAGGAAAAAUUAAAAUCUUCAUGUUAGCAUGUCAUGUCAUCAGUGUCAACUUUUUGUUGACAGGUAUUUAUGACCUGCUCAGUAGAUAAAACAUUAAGAGUCUGGGAUGCACGUGCUGAUCCUAGUAAGGCUUGCAAGCUGGUAGCGACUGAUGCUCACCUCAGAGAUGUAAAUGUCAUUGACUGGUCUGAAUUUGAACCUUUAGUGAUAUCUGGUGGAGAUGAUGGACUUAUUAAAAUAUGGGACUUACGGAUGUUUACGGUAACAAGACUUUUAUAAUAAUAAUAAUUCAUUCUUUUUUGUAUUAGUAAAAGUAAAAGAAAUAUUUAAAUAUUUUGAAAUCUUCUCUAUUCUAAAUAUAAUUUUAGGAGAUAUUUCAUAUUAUUUUAAUUCAGUAGUACAUAUUUCAUACAGUAUACCGGAAUUUAGUUAAUUUAUUAUUAAUUCCAAAGUUUUUCAGAUACGUUGACCUGAUACAAUACUUUUUGUUAGAAAAAUAAUGUGUUUUCAUAAUUUCUAGAGGGGCAAGGAAGUGGCAGUUUUUGAGCACCAUAAAGGACCAAUAUCAUCUGUUGAGUGGAACCCGAUGGACAGCUCUGUGUUUGUUGUGUCUGGUGCAGAUGACCAGGUGACCAUAUGGGAUGUUGCUGUUGAGAGGGAUGAGACAGCUGAAGAGGAGGAAGAGCCAGAUGUACCACCUCAACUCUUGUUUAUGCAUUUAGGCCAGAAGGACAUUAAAGAAGUACACUGGCAUCCACAAAUCCCAGGAUUAGUCUUUUCCACAGCACAAAGUGGCUUUAAUGUUUUCAGAACUAUCAGUGUAUGAGAUGAAGAAGUGUUUGUGACUUUUUGCAAUAUAUGUAUAAAAAUAAUACUAAUAAACAUAUACAUUUUAUGUAGCUGAGUC
Molecule: messenger RNA, 3729 nt
Organism: Lymnaea stagnalis (great pond snail)
Lineage: Eukaryota; Metazoa; Mollusca; Gastropoda; Lymnaeidae
Source: the annotation of a GenBank genome assembly